AUGAAGCUGGGACUCGCCAUUCGCAACGCUCUAGACAAUGAGACCGCAAUUGUGGUUUCAGGACAUAGGCAGCCACAUAUAACGAAAGUUCCUCUUCAGACAAUUUCCAAACUAGCACCUUUCAGUGCCCUGAUCCUCAGCAUCAUCUUCGUCGUAUACUUUGCAGUCCGAUUUUACCUGUUAGAAGGAUACCUUCUCAAGAAGUGCUAUGGAGAUAUAUACACACGGAUGAACGAGACAGUGAGGAGGGGAUUCGUCAAUCAUCACAUUGCCGGGGGAACAAAAUUGAUGAUUUUGGUCAUAGCAGCAUACCCGUUCGUGGAUGUCGCAUUUGGAUCCGCACAUCUUCACUCCCCUUUCGCUGGCUCAAAGAUCGUCACAAUGGGCGACAUCCUGAUCAUCGCCGCACAAGCUCUAAUAGCCAUGUACGUCUUCGAGCUCUUCUACCGCUCAAAGAUCUCCCCAGUGAGCGCUGGCCAUCACAUCGGCACCAUCAUGAUCGGCCAAUCCGCCAUAGCCAUCUCCCUCAACCUCGUCCGCGAAAAAGACGCAACAAUCGAAUUCAUCCUCUGCACCGUCUGGGGCGCAUUCGACAUCAUCUCCGAAUCCCUCCCCCACCUCUCCAUCAUCCUCUACAGAGUCUACCCAACCCACCAUAAGUUCCUCGCCAAACUCUUCUGCAUCUCGGCAAUCACCACGUUCAUCGGCACCAUCGCCGAGACCAUCCUGACUAUGUACCUGUUUGGCAGUCUCUGGGACCGCUGGACGCUCGCGUUUAAAGUCGUCACGCCUAUUCUGCAUGUGCUGUUUGCGUCGUGUCAGUUGUGGGGCACGUGGAACUUUUAUAGGAUGAUGAAGCGGCAGCAACGGUUUUUGCUGGAGGAGAGAGAGGGGGAGGGGGAGAAGUCCGCGGAUGAGGAGAGUGGUUCUGGAGGGGCUGAGAGUGAUGGGUCGGGGAAGAGCUGUUAG
Glarea lozoyensis ATCC 20868 is the source of this 969-nucleotide messenger RNA. RefSeq lists its product as uncharacterized. The transcript is spliced from 2 exons. Lineage: Eukaryota; Fungi; Ascomycota; Leotiomycetes; Helotiales; Helotiaceae. Bases 1 to 969 code for a protein of 322 amino acids. The record is from RefSeq and is a predicted model, not a curated record.